Mirounga angustirostris (Northern elephant seal) is the source of this 808-nucleotide messenger RNA. RefSeq names its product centromere protein K-like. NCBI's taxonomy places the organism in Eukaryota, Metazoa, Chordata, Mammalia, Carnivora, Phocidae. The coding region runs from base 167 to 808 and encodes 213 amino acids. The record is from RefSeq and is a predicted model, not a curated record. The transcript has a single exon. Gene Ontology annotation, biological process: mitotic sister chromatid segregation; kinetochore assembly. Gene Ontology annotation, cellular component: nucleus.
GCGGAGAAGACCUGAAGUCCGUGGCACUGUGGUGAUAAGGAAACUCAGGCACAGACAGUUUAAGUGACUUGCCCAAGGUCACACAGCUUUUUUUCUUAUAAGGCUAAUUAUUACAAGGCACAUGUCAGUGAAUUAGCAAGAUCUAGAUCCAAACAGUACUACAGACAUGGAAGAUGUUACAAAUGCUGAAGAAGAACUUAUUAAAGAAUGUGAAGAAAUGUGGAAAGAUGUGGAAGAAUGUCAGAAAAAAUUAUCACUUGUUGGAACUGAGACACUCACUGAUUCAAAUGCUCAGCUGUCAUUAUUAAUUAUGCAAGUGAAAUGUUUGACUGCUGAACUCAAUCAAUGGCAGAAAGAAAGUCCUGGAAUAAUUCCACUGAAUGAAGAAGUUCUUGUAACAUUAGGUAAAGAAGAGUUCCAAAAACUGAGACAUGAUCUUGAAUUGGUGCUCUCUACUAUUCAGUCAAAGAAUGAAAAGCUAAAGGAAGACUUGGAAAGGGAGCAACAGUGGUUGGAUGAACAACAACAGAUACUGCAAUCUCUUAAUGUACUACACAGUGAAUUGAAACAUCAGGUUGUGACAUUUUCUGAAUCAAGAAUCUUUGAUGAGCUGAAAACUAAAAUGCAUGAUAUAAAAGAAUAUAAGGAGAAACUCUUGAUUACCUUGGGUGAGUUUCUGGAAGAUCAUUUUCCUCUGCCUGAUGGAAAUGUGAAAAAGAAAAAGAAAAACAUUCAAGAAUCAACUGCACAGCUGCUAACACCGCAUGAAAUGUUAGAGGUUAAAAAAUGGCCAUACUUUAGUAACUAA